AUGCCAAGCCAAAAUGAUCGGAACUUCCUCAAUCGCCUGGCAAAUAUAUCAAUCCAAAAUCUUCAGCAUUGUCAAUCAGCUUCGACAUCUGGAGGCAAUAUGGCGGAUACUGUAACUGUUGACAAAGUGUAUUUCGAGACUCUGCUUCGGCGAGCAGAAUUACAUACAUAUGAUAGAGAUCUGACCGCUCCCGUCGGCAUCCCAAUAGUCAGCAUACCCAAAGUCGACCAUGACAAAUUACUUCGUAUGGUACAAGAAUACACAAGUCUUAAAGAUGCACUGUGCAAGGGAGGUAUUGAACCGGAAACUCUCGAGGUUCUCAUCCGUGGCGAAACUGUCCCAAUAUCUCAAUUCGACACCCUCAUCGACGAUGACGACCAACCAGCGUCUGGAUGCGCGGACCCUUACGAUCGCCUCCAAAGGACUCGGAUUGCCAUGAGCCAUCCUUCUGGCCACUCAUGGGCUGAUUCUGCGCCUGAAUGGCCUCCAAAGAACUCGGCUGGCGGCUCUAGGGUUAAUCUGAAAGGGAAAGGAGGCUUCUACAAUCAUCACAAUAGCUCUGCGCUGGAGGUUGAAAGUGCUUUCACACCCGAUUUCGAGAAGGAUGAUCCAUAUCUUGCCGCACCGCAGCCGGAGAGAAAGCGAUUCGCCAAGAUGGAACAGCGCACAAUAUUUGCUAAGAAUCUCUCGGUCCGUGCAACGCACAAGGAUAUCGCCAAUCUCGUACGCGGAGGGCUUAUUCUGGAUAUAUACUUACGCUCCCACGAGCGCACCGCUAGCAUCUCAUUCGUCGAAGGAUCCGCAGCCCAGGAGUUCAUGAAUUAUGUCAAGCGCAAUGACAUAUAUGUACAUGGGAAGAGGCUCGCAUUCUCGUGGAGCGAACGUCAAUAUAAGCUUCCCCCACAUGUUGCAAACAAGAUAGGCAUUGGAGCCACUCGAAACGUUGUCAUACGUGGCAUCCACGGAAAUAUCACCGAGGAGCUUAUUAGGGAUCAUUUGGACCAUAUCCACAACAUCGUGGUUAUCAGUGUUUCUUUCAAGGACGGUGACGCCUACAUCUCUCUUAACUCUAUCAACAACUCGCUCUUUAGUCGGACAUGUAUGAUGUCUCGAGCGACAUACAAGGGCAUGAGGAUUGAAUGGUAUCCUGAUGAGUGCUCUCAACCUCUGCCGAAAAUGCAGUACGCUCCGAAGACAGAUAAUCUAGCACAACCACAGCCUAAGAAUUUCACUUCUGCCAUGAACCGUUUCCAGAUGCUCAACAUGGAUAAUGAUGGGACCGAGGUUGACUCGGAGGAGACAGAUGAGGAGCCCACAGUGCUUUCGGAUCUCUCGUCUAUGAACAUCAACAGCCAUCGAUCGCCAUGGAACUCUCAAACGGUUGCCGCUUGA
This is a messenger RNA of Letharia columbiana, 1392 nucleotides long. RefSeq lists its product as uncharacterized. The transcript is spliced from 8 exons. Gene Ontology annotation, molecular function: nucleic acid binding. The coding region runs from base 1 to 1392 and encodes 463 amino acids. The record is from RefSeq and is a predicted model, not a curated record. NCBI's taxonomy places the organism in Eukaryota, Fungi, Ascomycota, Lecanoromycetes, Lecanorales, Parmeliaceae.